Messenger RNA from Oryzias melastigma (Indian medaka), 1036 nucleotides. Its product is annotated as CD209 antigen-like protein C. Lineage: Eukaryota; Metazoa; Chordata; Actinopteri; Beloniformes; Adrianichthyidae. Gene Ontology annotation, cellular component: external side of plasma membrane. Gene Ontology annotation, molecular function: carbohydrate binding. The coding region runs from base 37 to 822 and encodes 261 amino acids. Gene Ontology annotation, biological process: biological process involved in interspecies interaction between organisms. The transcript has 10 exons. The record is from RefSeq and is a predicted model, not a curated record.
UUGCUGCUUUGUAGCAGCAAGUGAACAUCUGGGAGCAUGACCUCACCACGAUGGAUGAUCCUCGUCUGCUUCUCCCUGAUCUCAGUCUUUGGGACGGGAGAGAGUUUGACGAUCAUUGUUCCAGAGAUCUCCAAUGAACAAAAUUCUCUGCCUGCAAUUAUUGCUCAGAUGAGCAGAGCAAUCGCUGAUCUGAAUGCCAGCCACAAAAAACUGUUGGUUCAGCAAGGCCGGAGCGGAUGUAAUUGUAACCCGUCUUCGCUCCAAGCCUGUUACUCACAAAGGAAUCUUGCGAAUAGAAGGCUGAGCUCUUGCAAUUCACAAUUGAGAUCACUGGUUGCCCAGAGGUCCUCAUUACUGCGCCAAGUCAGUGCCUUCCGUUCCCAGUAUGCAGCAGUGGUGAAACAGAGAGCCGUAUUACAGAGUCGAUUGAACGUCUUUACAAGGUAUCAGAAUUACGGAUGGAAAUAUUACCGUGGAAGUUUCUAUUACGUCUCUACAAGCACCGCAACAUGGGUGGCCAGUCGUAAUUACUGCACAGCAAGGGGAGCCGACCUGGUGGUCAUCAAUGAUGCUUUCGAAAACAACUUCACCAGAGGACUGAAACGCAAGGCCUGGAUUGGACUGUACAGGUCAGGAUCCAACUGGAGAUGGGUGGAUGGAAGUUACCUGUCAUCAAGAGCCAGCUAUUGGGCUCCAAGAGAACCUAACAAUCUUGGAAAUCGGGAAGGUCAUGUGGAAAUCCGUCUCUUCAACAUUUUAAACAGCUGGAAUGAUGAACCAUGGACAACUGCAAACUACUGGAUUUGUGAGAAGAAGGUUUAGUGAAAGCUCUCUGAGCUUUCUUAUCCUUAAAUGGCAUUAGCUUGAGAUCUGCUGAAGUGAAAACCUUAAUGCAGGUCAUCUGUCCUUUCUGCUUUACUUUUCAAUCAUAAUGAAAUCAUUUUAUUGGUAUAAUGGGGUUGAUUAAGAAAUUUAAUCUUUUGUUGUUCUAAAACUGUAUACUUCUCUGUGGCUAAAUAAAGCAUUGCAAAAUCAA